AUUUUGAAGAGGCCAAUGUAGGGGGGGGGGCUUUAUUUCCUGACAGCUAUUUACUUAGAGAAAAUGAUUAGUUUUAGAAGGAUGGACUAUAACAUUGAAUCAAUUACAAAACUCGGUUUUUGAGCCCGUUACAGUUGGAGCUACAAGGAGAGAAACAGAGGAAGGGACCGCAGGAGAGAACUGGAGGCCGCGGACACACUUUUUGCUCCAUGUGUAGGAUUUUCAUUGCAGAGUGACAUACAAGGAGAAGUUUUCCAGAGCUAUGGGGACUUCCCAUCGGGCGUUCCUGGUCUUAGGCUGUCUCCUCACAGGGCCGGGCCUGAUCCUCUGCCAGCCUUCGCUGCCCUCGAUGCUUCCAAACGAAAACGAAAAGGUCGUGCAGCUGAAUUCGUCCUUUUCGCUGAGAUGCUUCGGGGAGAGCGAAGUGAGCUGGCAGUACCCCAUGUCUGAAGACGAGAACCCUAACGUGGAAAUCAGAAACGAGGAGAACAACAGUGGCCUUUUCGUGACGGUGCUGGAAGUGGCCAACGCCUCGGCAGCAGACCCGGAUGUAGCCUUUGUACCUCUGGGAAUGACAGAUUAUUUAGUCAUCGUGGAGGAUGACGAUUCUGCCAUCAUACCUUGUCGCACGACGGAUCCUGAGACUGCUGUGACCUUACGGAACGGUGACGGGGUGGUACCCGCCUCCUACGACAGCAGACAGGGCUUUAAUGGGACCUUCACUGUCGGGCCCUAUAUCUGUGAGGCCACUGUCCAAGGAAAGAAGUUCCAGACCAUCCCAUUUAAUGUUUAUGCUUUGAAAGCAACAUCAGAACUUGAUCUAGAAAUGGAAGCUCUUAAAACUGUGUAUAAGGCAGGGGAAACAAUCGUGGUCACCUGUGCUGUCUUUAACAACGAGGUGGUCGACCUUCAGUGGACGUACCCCGGAGUAGUGAAAGGCAAAGGUGUCACAAUGCUGGAGGAGAUCAAAGUCCCCUUCAUCAAGUUGGUGUACACGUUGACGGUCCCCGAGGCCACAGUGAAAGACAGUGGAGACUACGAAUGUGCUGCUCGCCAGGCUACCAAGGAGGUCAAAGAGAUGAAGAAAGUCACCAUUUCUGUGCAUGAGAAAGGGUUCAUUGAGAUCAAACCCACCUUCAGCCAGUUGGAAGCUGUCAACCUGCAUGAAGUCAAACAUUUUGUGGUGGACGUGCGGGCCUACCCUCCUCCCAGGAUAUCCUGGCUGAAGGACAACCUGACUCUGAUUGAAAAUCUCACUGAGAUCACCACCGACGUGGAAAAGAUUCAGGAAAUAAGGUAUCGAAGCAAGUUAAAGCUGAUCCGUGCUAAGGAAGAAGACAGUGGCCACUAUACUAUUGUCGUUCAGAAUGAAGACGACAUGAAGAGCUACACAUUUGAACUGUUAACUCAAGUGCCCUCAUCCAUCCUGGACUUGGUCGAUGACCACCAUGGCCCGACAGGGGGACAGACCGUGAGGUGCACGGCCGAAGGCACACCUCUGCCUGAUAUCGAGUGGAUGAUUUGCAAGGAUAUUAAGAAAUGUAAUAAUGAAACUUCGUGGACGAUUUUGGCCAACAACGUCUCAAACAUCAACACGGAGCUCCACCCCCGAGGCAGGAGUACAGUGGAGGGCCGUGUGACAUUCGCCAAAGUGGAGGAGACCAUUGCAGUUCGAUGUCUGGCCAAGAACCUCCUUGGGGCCGAGAACCGAGAGCUCAAGCUGGUGGCGCCCACCUUGCGUUCGGAACUCACGGUGGCAGCCGCGGUUCUGGUGCUGUUGGUGAUUGUGAUCAUCUCACUUAUUGUCCUGGUCGUCAUUUGGAAACAGAAACCGAGGUAUGAAAUUCGCUGGAGGGUCAUUGAAUCAAUCAGCCCCGAUGGACAUGAAUACAUUUAUGUGGACCCGAUGCAGCUGCCUUACGACUCGAGAUGGGAGUUCCCAAGGGAUGGACUCGUGCUUGGUCGUGUCUUGGGAUCUGGGGCAUUUGGGAAAGUGGUCGAAGGAACAGCCUAUGGAUUAAGCCGGUCCCAGCCUGUCAUGAAAGUAGCCGUGAAGAUGCUGAAACCCACGGCCAGAUCCAGUGAAAAACAAGCUCUCAUGUCUGAACUGAAGAUAAUGACUCACCUGGGGCCACAUUUAAACAUCGUGAACUUGCUGGGAGCCUGUACCAAGUCAGGCCCAAUUUACAUCAUCACUGAAUACUGCUUCUACGGAGAUCUGGUCAACUAUCUGCAUAAGAAUAGGGACAGCUUCCUGAGCCGCCACCCAGAGAAGCCAAAGAAAGAGCUGGACAUCUUCGGAUUGAACCCUGCUGAUGAAAGCACGCGGAGCUAUGUUAUUUUAUCCUUCGAAAACAAUGGUGACUACAUGGACAUGAAGCAGGCCGAUGCUACUCAGUAUGUUCCUAUGCUGGAAAGGAAAGAGGUGUCCAAGUACUCAGACAUCCAGAGAUCACUGUAUGAUCGCCCAGCCUCAUAUAAGAAGAAAUCCAUUUUAGACUCCGAAGUCAAAAACCUCCUUUCAGACGAUAACUCCGAAGGCCUUACUCUGUUGGAUUUGUUGAGCUUCACCUAUCAAGUUGCCCGAGGAAUGGAGUUUUUGGCUUCCAAAAAUUGUGUCCAUCGGGACCUGGCUGCGCGAAACGUCCUCCUGGCACAAGGGAAAAUCGUGAAGAUCUGUGACUUUGGCCUGGCCAGAGACAUCAUGCAUGAUUCAAACUACGUGUCAAAAGGCAGCACCUUUCUGCCCGUGAAGUGGAUGGCUCCCGAGAGCAUCUUCGACAACCUCUACACCACGCUGAGCGACGUCUGGUCUUACGGCAUCCUGCUCUGGGAGAUCUUUUCCCUCGGUGGCACACCAUACCCUGGCAUGAUGGUGGAUUCUACUUUCUACAACAAGAUCAAGAGUGGGUACCGGAUGGCCAAGCCCGACCACGCCACCAGUGAAGUCUAUGAGAUCAUGGUGAAGUGCUGGAACAGUGAGCCGGAGAAGAGACCCUCCUUUUACCACCUGAGUGAGAUUGUGGAGAACCUACUUCCUGGACAGUAUAAAAAGGGCUCCCCUUUCAUCUUAAACGGCGACACCUGUGAGCACUUUAGUCUCCAGGUGCUGGAGCGUCUGAAGCCGCUGCGCAGUCAGAACUCGCAGACCUCCGAAGAGAGUGCCAUUGAGACAGGUUCCAGCAGUUCCACCUUCAUCAAGAGAGAGGACGAGACCAUCGAGGACAUUGACAUGAUGGACGACAUCGGCAUCGACUCCUCGGACCUGGUGGAGGACAGCUUCCUGUGACUGGUGGAUUCGGGGUGCCUUCCACUCCUGGGGCCACCUCUGGACCCCUUUCAGAAAACCACUUUAUUGCAAUGCAGAGGUUGGGGGGAGGACUUGGACGAUGUGUAAAGAGAAGGUCCCAGCCAAGGGCCUCAGGGCGCCAUCUAAGUACGAAUGAAUGGGCCAUUGUUCAGAUGGAACCUUCUCGGCGUUGCUUCUUGCAGUGCUUCAGUAGCAUCUCAGCGGUGUGUGAAGUUUGGAGGUCGGCGGACAAGGGAAUAAUAGGCCACGAAAGACGAACUUUGUGUUUCAAGGGCAUUGGUGAAAUCCCGAUGUGCACAAUUUGUACCGCGACAAAACUCCAGCAUUGUAAUUAUGUAAAUAACUCUAACCGAGGAUGUGCUUAGAUUCGUAUUUUCUCUGGACGUCUGAGGAGACCACUCAUGCCAUCCGUGUACUUUCCUCCCGAAACCUGGUGUCAGCUGCUGUUGAACUUUCUUACGAAGUGCAUGAAAAACCACUUUGAACCUUAAAAGGUACUGGUACUAUAGCAUUUUCCUUUUUUUUUUAGUGUUAAAGAGAUAAAGGAUAAUAAUUAACCAACCUGUUUAAUAGAUUUGGGUCCUUUAGAAGCCCAAGAACUCAUUUUCAUAUUGUAAUCUACGUUUAUAAUACUACUACUGUUAUCAGUUAUGCUAAAUGUAUAAUAUGUAACAUGAUUUCCCUACAGAGAAAGCACAAUUAAAAAAAAAAAAAACCCUUACUAAGUAGGUGACAAGUUUGACAUUUAUAUUAAAUAACAUGUUUCUCUAUAAAAUAUGGUAGUAGCUUUAGUAGAUUUAAUUUAGUUGAACAUAGAGAACAAAGUAAAAGUAGUGUUGUCUAGGAAGUCAGAAUGUUUAACUGUGUACCGAAUAGGUUCCCCAACUCAUUGUAUUAAAAACAAUUGACUGCCCUCUGAAAUAAGGUGAUUAGAAACAACAAACAAAACCCCCAAGUCCUAAAUGUUCUCAAUAUAAAUACACAAACCUAUGCUGAACAUGACUUCUGUUCUUACCCAGUGGAAAAUAUCAUUGUCAGCAGAAAGACUGGAUUUGCAGAGGUUUGUUGCAUGCCUGGCGAUAACUUUGGUGGAUGCCAACAUAUACAAAUAAACAUAUAUAUUUUAAAUCUGUGACCCUUAAAAGGGUCAUAAGGAUGCCUGGACAUGAGCCUCCUUCUUUUAUCUCUUACCCCAAAGAGAACAGGUUUGAAACCCUGAGACUAUUCAGGCAUUGUUUAGCGGAGGCUGUAAACAUCCUUAGCCUGCAUCCUUCAUUCUCAAAUGUAACUGGUGUCAGAUUCUGGGUCCCUGUCCCUGAGAUUCUGAAGUAUUAAGUCUUGGGGAAGCAGGAACCUGUAUUUUUAUAAAUUCCUUGGCCGUUCAGAUCAGCCCGUUUUCAGAAACACUGUCUCAGGUUACAGGAAGUUGCCAUGGGAAACAAAUAAUUUGGAAUUUGGAACUGGGCUAGAAGUCAACCACGUAGGAAGCCUACUAUUUAAAUCCUUGGCUUCAGGUCAGUGACAUUUAAUGCCAUAGAGCUAGCAAUUGCCACCCAUUAAUUUAACUUUCCAGUCUUAGCUGAGGCUGAGAAAGCUAAAGCUUGGUUUUGGCAGGUCUUCCAAAUGUGAAGACGCUGCUUCCCGCUGCCUGGGGCGGGGGCUGAACCCGACACCCCCACCCCCAUCCCUGCCAAGGAAAGGCGUCUACAAAAAUGAUGCAAUUCAGUGUGCCAGGUCUCUGUAUAACCAGGUCAAUAUUUUGGUGAAGAAAAUUAAAAAGUUGUACUGAUACUUUGGGAUCCCAUGGGAGGAUGAAUUGUCACCUCUAUCCAGACUGUCAAGCUGGGUGGCGUGGGUUCACUGGCAUUCUUUGCAAUACUGCUUAAUCGCUGACACCGUAUGAAAGAAACAUGGGCUGUGAUUACUGCAAUCACCGUACGUGCUACCGGCAGGUGAUGCUUUGGAAGAGGUGGAAGCAAUAACAAAAUGCUUGACUACCCGCUGGUGUAAUCGCAAAUGCAAGCCCCAACUUUCUUACUCACCUGUUUCAUGGGGAGUGUGAAGACUGAGCCGGAUUGGCCAAUUCAGAACGAAAACCUAACUAGGUUUUGUAGAGCCAAUUAGACUUGAAAUACAUUUGUAUUUCUCGAAUCACCGCUGAAGCAUUGUCUGCACUCACUGUCCCUCGUACAGCCUUAUUUUGUCGGUGCUUUGCAUUUUGACGUUACUUUGAGCCUUGCGUGACAUCACGAGGCUGGAGGAAACCUCUCAGACCACCAGUUUCCAGUCCUAACAAAUGCUCCCACCUGAAUUUGUACACGACUACAUUUUUUUUAAAAAGGUGUUUUCAGCAUAUCCCAGAUUUGUUUUCCUUUUUGGCUUUCUGCAAAGUCCCCAGAAGACAAUUUGCCAACCCUUCCUGCUCUCCAUUUUUAUGAUGACAAUCAGAGCUGGCCUGAGAAACACAAUUUGUGACUUUUUAAACCAUCAAUGAUGUCCUUAAAAUGUGGUCUGCCAAUCUGUACAAAAUGGUCCUAUUUUUGUGAAGAGGGACGUGAGAUUAAAUGAUGUUAUACAUCAAUAUGUAUAUAUGUAUUUCUAUAUAGACUUGGAGAAUACUGCCAAAACAUUUAUGACAAGCUGUAUCACUGCCUUUGUUUAUAUUUUUUUAACUGUGAUAUUCCCCACUGGCACAUUAACUGUUGCACUUUUGAAUGUCCAAAAUUUAUAUUUUAGAAAUAAUAAAGAGAAAAAUACUUAACAUGUUCCCAAAA
Propithecus coquereli (Coquerel's sifaka) is the source of this 6084-nucleotide messenger RNA. RefSeq names its product platelet-derived growth factor receptor, alpha polypeptide (gene PDGFRA). The transcript is spliced from 23 exons. NCBI's taxonomy places the organism in Eukaryota, Metazoa, Chordata, Mammalia, Primates, Indriidae. Gene Ontology annotation, cellular component: signaling receptor complex. The coding region runs from base 263 to 3289 and encodes 1008 amino acids. The record is from RefSeq and is a predicted model, not a curated record. Gene Ontology annotation, molecular function: ATP binding; platelet-derived growth factor alpha-receptor activity; platelet-derived growth factor binding. Gene Ontology annotation, biological process: cell surface receptor protein tyrosine kinase signaling pathway; embryonic cranial skeleton morphogenesis; positive regulation of kinase activity.